Zootoca vivipara (common lizard) is the source of this 5142-nucleotide messenger RNA. The record is from RefSeq and is a predicted model, not a curated record. Lineage: Eukaryota; Metazoa; Chordata; Lepidosauria; Squamata; Lacertidae.
UCGAUCACGCUUCGGGGUCUAUUUGUUUGUAGGUGGGGGAGGGGGAAGAGGACGAUGACCACGCAUCCCCAUCCCCCCCACCCCGCCUCGGGCCUUCACUUCUGAAGUUUAAAAAUCGCUUGCUUCCUAGUUGGUGUCUUAAUGGGGAUUGUCGCCAGGGCUGUUUCUUACUCCGCUCCCGCUUCUCCCCCCCCCCUCAAAAAAAGAAAAAGAAUCAGCAGAUGGUGAGGGGAGGAAGAGCCACAGGCCGCGAACAAAGCAGAGAUCAGAGGCGUGGACUUCUUUAAAUAUAGAUCUAUAGAUAAAGGUUCAAUGCCUUGGAUGGGGGUGGCGUUGGGGUUGCAGAUGGGGGUCAAAGCAUGGCGCUGUCUUUUCAAGCUCGUUGAAGAGAGAGGAGGAGGAGGAGGCGGCGGGGGCAGGAAGUCGUCCUGAACGACGCGGUGAUAUGGCGCUUUCCACCGCAGCCGAUCCUGCAUCUUUGCCUUCUCAUGUUCUUGGUGAUGGGAGAGGCCGGUUUGGGUCUGCUUUCCUUCCCCCAUGCGCGCUCACCUCGUGCUAUUAAGACCUAUUUUAUAGCUUUCAUUUCUUUGCAACUGGCCUUUGUUGCUCUCGCGUUCCGGGUUUCUUUUCUUUCCUUUCUCCUAAAUGGAAGCACGAUUGGCCUGGCUUGAAAUUGUUCUAUGAUACCUUAUCUCCUGCAAGGUGGUGGUGGGAGGCGCUCAGGAUUGCUGAGUGCAAGAGAGCUGCGGGGGAGGAGGGGUGUAUGGUCUCUUCCUUGCUUUGCAGAAUCUCAUGGCUGUGCUGCUACUUUUAUAGCUCUGCAGAGGAAACACCAUGAAUCAGAACUGCAGGAUUUGAGAAAGUAUUUUGUAUUUAUGUAUCUAAUGUUUUGGAAUUGGAAAAAUGUUUUAUUGUACAGUUUAUGUGUAAAGUUAUGUGUCAAAAGUUAUGUGUCAAAUGGUCACCUAUAUAGUAGAUGUACUGCUGAUUAAUAGACUAAUCCUGAAUCUUCUUGAAUGGUUGCAUCUACCACUGAUCUAAGUAGAUACAAAUGGAUUCAGGAUUCUGUAAUAUACCUUACAGUUGAAGAUUUUAUUUCAUUACAGCUUGUUGUCUUAGAGUUUUUCAAAAUAACUAUUUCCUUCAAACUUUUUUUUAGUGCUAACUCAGAAUGUGUGAGAUUUGACUAGUGAAAAGGCAUAUCAUGUAUUGUAGGUAACUGUUAUUCCAAAUAAUACCUAGCAUAAUGGAGGCUUAACUCCAUACUCUAUUAAUGUAUUUUGAGUUUCCCCCCAUCACCUGGAUAGAAGGACCAUACUUGUACUGAGAUGCCUUUCUCUGAGUAAUGCAACAUUCCUUUUGUCAUGCAUUUUUCUAGUAAAAGCUCAGCAAGUCUGCAAUAAAAAUGGCCACCAAUAAAUCUACAUUGAGCCUAGGGCUUGCCGAUCUGAUCGGCGCGGUUUGAAUCCCUGCUCCUGCCAACCUAGCUGUUUGAAAGCAUGAAGUGCAAGUAGACAAAUAGGUACUGCUCUGGCGGGAAGCAUAAAAUGGGGAAAAAGCAGAACGGCAAAGGCAAAAAAGUUGAAGAAACAGAACCUGAAGAAUUCGUUGUGGAGAAAGUCCUGGACAGGCGUGUAGUUAAUGGCAAGGUUGAGUACUUCUUGAAAUGGAAAGGAUUUACUGAUGCCGAUAACACAUGGGAACCAGAAGAAAACUUGGAUUGUCCAGAGUUAAUAGAAGCUUUUCUGAGUUCCCAGAAAGCUGGUAAAGAAAAAACAGAGGGUGCCAAAAGAAAAUCUCUUUCAGAUAGUGAGUCUGAUGACAGCAAAUCAAAGAAAAAAAGAGAUUCUGUUGAUAAACCCAGGGGAUUUGCAAGAGGUCUUGAUCCUGAGCGAAUAAUUGGAGCCACAGACAGUAGUGGGGAACUUAUGUUUCUUAUGAAAUGGAAAGAUUCUGAUGAAGCAGACCUGGUGCUCGCCAAAGAAGCAAAUGUUAAAUGCCCUCAGAUUGUAAUUGCUUUUUAUGAAGAACGACUAACCUGGCACUCAUGCCCAGAGGAUGAAGCGCAAUAAUUGUUUGGGUUAUCCCCCUCCCCCUCCCUUUUUAUAUAUGUAUGAUUAUAACUUACCAGAAAUGUUGAAAGCUACGUUUUAAUGAGACAAGUUUGAUUAUUUUUGAAGUAAUGUGUUUUGCAUAAACAGAAAGGAAAGAAGAGUUUGUGCUAUUUGCUUUGUUUUAUUACCGGAGAGCAUUUGGUACUGCUUUCUUCAUUUUAGGCAAAGUGUUUUAUAAAACUUGAUAGUUAAUAGUGAACCCUAAUGGCAGAUUGAACAAAUUCACAAGUGUUUUUGUAGUUCUAUAUGACUGUUGUGCAUGCAUCUUUCCCCCAGUUUAGUCCUUUUAAGUCUUUAGUACUUGUGGCUACUUGGUUCUAAAGGGACCAGGUAAAAACUUUUUAGUAAGUGGAAGGUGCAGACUGUAUAUUAUUUACUUUAUUGUAAAUACUGGUGAACACUUAUCAAUAAAAUAGUUUUAUAUUAUUGUUCCUUGUUUUCCAAACAGCGAUAAGCUUAAUAAUCUUCAGAAAAAUAGCAUCCUCCAAUAAAAGCACUGGCACAAUGUUCACCAAGCAGAAUUGCUGCAAUGAGAUUUUCCAUGGCCCCUACUGUUUUGCCCACAACUUUCCUUGGCUUGUGUCUUAGAAUAAACUAACUUUUGUUUCAGGUGGCCAUACAAAUCUCUAGUAGCAUGCUUUAAAGUUUGACCCAACUGGAUCAUGAGCAGUAUUACAUUUCUCAGUUUCUAGAAGGUCAAUGUCCAGCCUUUGUUGCCAUUUCUCCAGUCAAAGCAAUUUGGUUUCUAAGGUGUUUACGCCGGAUUGAGAUGAGUUUGGCAUAAGUGUGUGAGAGGAUACAAAGCCAUGUUUUUACCUAGCGUCAUACUACAGACUGCUCUGGCAUGAUAUGUGCAACACAACAGCAUAGCUCAGCUAGUUAGAGCAUGGUGCUGAUAACACCAAGGUUGCAGGUUUGAUUCCCGUACCUACAUUGCAGGGGGUUGGACUAGAUGACCCUCAGGGUACCUUCCAACUCUGUGAUUCUAUGCAAUAUGGGCUAGUUCCUAGAAAACAUACAAAUUGUUGAUUUUGUGCAGUGACGUCAUGAGAAACAACCCAGUAUGUAUAAUAGUGCUGUGAAAAUAACUUUUUUCUAAAGUGAGCUAAACUCACUCUCACUGCUACUUUAACUGCAGGUGGAGCAAAUUUCUGGGUGCUAUCUUGCCUUGCAUUACAGAAGUGUAUACCUAAGUUCACAUAUGGCCUUUACACAGUACAGUUGUACCUUGGAACUAAAACGGCUUUGUUGCCUAACAUUUUGACUCCUGAACGAUUGAAAACCGGAAAUGAUGGUUCCGGUGUUCGAACGUUCUUUUGGAAGCCGAAUGUCCAGUCGGGCUUCGCGGUGAUUGGCUGCAGGAGCUUCUUGCGGCCAAUUGGAAGCAGCACCUUGGUUCCUGAACGUUUUGGAAGUCGAACAGACUUCCGGAACAGAUUCUGUUCGACUUCCAAGGUACUGUAUAUGUGAAUAGCAAUUUUGAAUAGUUCCUUCCUUUACACGCACAUGGAAAUACUAGCAAUGUAUACACACACGCACGCGUGUGUGUGUGUGUGUAUAAAUAUAUAAUUUGGCCAUUCAAGCCACAGUAGUUUUUUGCUUUCUAAUUCAUUGAAUUGCAAUCACAGGAAAGGGGCUGCCCACAAUGGCUGAGUCAUUAUAUCCCCUGCCAGUCUGUCUUGUCCAAAUGAGGGUAUUCUUGCAAUAUUAUUAUAAGAGUGUGAAAAAGAGAGCAGGACUGCACUCAUGCAGGUACAACUAUCUAUUACAUCUUUGACAUAGUCCACAGUGGAGGGAAAAGUGAAGAGGGGAAGCUGUUGUAUACAUGUGGAUUUCUGGUAUAAUUUUGAACCCUGUGUCCUGACAGUUCUUAAUCAUACUGACCUCUCUUCAGACCCCACCAGCGUGGAAUAUGGCAUAGAGAUGUGAUGGGGCAGCACCAGUGCAGUCCUUUUCUUUACAUGAUUAUAAUUGUAUUAUGGGAUGAAUGCAACUGAUAAAACUGUAAAUUAUUAUUAUUUUUAAGUAAUAAAAUAUUUUUUAAAAUGUGGAUAAUUGCCAUCAUAAAGCUGUUACGUAUUCCUCUUCUGCAGGUGAUUAUUCAUCAUAAGCUGUCUUUACUGAGCAGGUUCCCCAAUGCUCUGGUGUUACAGGAGUUGUACUGGUCCUAUUUUAAAAAUGGCAUUCCAUAAAAUGCAGCAAAACCAUUAGCCAUAGAAAUGGGGUUUCAACUAUUUUGGGUAAAUGGCAGUUUCUGAAAUAAAACUUGUUCCAGUCUCAAUCUUGAUAGUAUUAAAUCAACAUGAUCAUUUGAGAAAACAACUUUAUUUUCUUUUCUAAUAAUACUGUAGCAUAUUAGGACCAAAAUGCAUACUAGGAUGUCAGGGAUUUACCUGCUAGUAUGCACAUAAUUUUCUUGCUAAGGAUAGAAUAAGCAACAAAUAAAAAAUCACUAGUGCUGAAAUGAGAGCUUUUAAAUUUCAAGAUGCCAACUUUACAACAGCAACUAAAUUUAAAACGAGCUGCAUACAGGGCAGUGAAAAGUUUUUGAGAUACCUGGACUGCCACUAAAUACCAGCUUCCUAGUAGACAUUUUCAUCUGCAUUGCUACAGUCAGAAAAGGAAAGGAGGCAUCCAAUUCCUUACCUUUAGAAAAGCUUUCUAUUGAUUCAAUGUGUUACUGCUUGAUGGGAAGAUUACUGUAAUUGGAGAUGUAGUAAACUUAACAGUCUGAAGCCCCUUGGAACACAAGGUGGUAAAUGUGAGCUCUCUCUCUUUUUUUUUUUUUACUGACUUGAGUAUUAUUGUGCUUUCCCUUGUCGGGUCAGUACAUGAGCUGGUUUUAACAAGAAGUCUCAAAACUGGUCAAAGUGAGCUAUAAUGCAUCAAGUAUCUCAGAAGUGAUAAAAUGGAUAGAACGGAACCUUUCAUUUAUGAGAAAAUUGAGUCUUCUGAAUAUGGUAUUGAAAAAAAUAAGGUUUUCAUAUGUGACUCCCUACAUUUCAAUAAAACAUUUCCUUGCUCCUGU